GAGCGGCUCCUCCUCCGGGCUGCGCGGCGGGCUCCCUCGGUGCCGAGCUCCCGGUCCGCCCCGGGCUGCGCGGAGGAAGAUGAGAGAAUACUUAGGCGCCUGCACUAGUACCAUGGCUCCCUGUGCCGGUUAAAGCCUUCCCCUCGACCCCGGACAGUAAACAAGGGCUCUGGGUUUGCAGAGAGCCGAAAUGACCAUGACUGCCAACAAGAACUCCAGCAUCACCCAUGGAGCCGGAGGCACUAAGGCCCCUCGGGAGACUCUGAGCAGGUCUCAGUCAGUCUCUCCACCUCCAGUUCUGUCUCCACCAAGGAGUCCCAUCUAUCCCCUUAGUGACAGCGAAUCCUCAGCCUGCAGAUACCCCAGCCACUCCAGCUCCCGGGUGCUCCUUAAGGAACGGCAUUGCUGCCAUCGCUCACCUCCAAAUCCUCAAGAUCUUUCCCCAGAUACUUCACCACCUCUCUGUUCCCUCAAGGCCACCAGCUUCAGCCAUUUGGACAGAAGCCCCUCCGUGUCACAGAGAGAGGGCCCCAAGGAAAAUGUCCAGGGGGGUGCCCAGGACGUAGAGGAAGUGGAUGCUUGCCCCCCUCUUGCCCAGAGUACCCCAUCCUUGGGGCCAGUGGCUGGCUCGCGGAGUGUCUUGCUGACCUACACUGGUACCCGUGUCCACAGCUUGGGCAUCCGGGAGAAGAUUUCAGCAUGGGAAGGUCGCCGAGAGGCUUCACCCAGGAUGAGCCUGUGUGGAGAGAAGCAGCGGGAGGGCUCCGGGAGUGAGUGGGCAGGCAGUGAGGGCUGCCCCAGCGUGGCGCCAUCUCCCUGCGGCUCAGAGAAGACCUUUGACUUCAAGGGCCUCCGGAGGAUGAGCAGGACCUUCUCUGAGUGCUCCUACCCUGAGACCGAGGAGGAGGGAGAGGCACUGCCCGUGCGGGACUCUUUCUACCGGCUGGAGAAGCGGCCAGGCCGGAGUGAGCCCAGUGCCUUGCUCAGGGGCCAUGGCAGCAGGAAGGAGAGCUCAGCGGUGCUGAGCCGGAUCCAGAAAAUUGAACAGGCCUUAAAGGAGCAGCCUGGCCGGGGGCUCCCCCAGCUGCCCAGCAGCUGCUAUAGUGUAGACCAUGGGAGAAGGAAGACUGGAACCUUGGGCACCUUGGAGGAGCCAACGGGGAGCACGGGUGUGAGCUGUGGCAGCCAGGCAGUAGGAGUGGCUGGAGUUGGCGGGGAGGCAGGUCCACCCCUGGACAGGGAAGGCAGUGGCUCCACAAAGCCAGGGACCCCUGGAAAUAGCCCAAGCUCCCAGCGGCUGUCGUCAAAGAGCUCCCCAGAUCCCGCUGUGAACCCUGUCCCCAAACCCAAGCGCACCUUUGAAUAUGAGGCUGAUAAGAACCCUAAGAGUAAGCCAAGCAAUGGUCUACCUCCUUCACCCACACCUGCUGCUCCACCCCCCUUGCCCUCCACCCCAGCCCCCCCAGUCACCCGGAGACCCAAGAAGGACACACGCGCUCACCGCAAGUCACAGAACAGAAAAUCCUUUGAGUUCGAGGAUGCAUCCAGUGUCCAGUCCCUGUAUCCCUCUUCUCCCACUGAGAAUGGUACUGAGAGCCAACCCAAGUUUGGAUCCAAAAGCACUUUAGAAGAGAAUGCCUAUGAAGAUAUUGUGGGAGAGCUACCCAAGGAGAAUCCGUAUGAGGAUGUGGACUUAAAGAAUCGAAGAGCUGGACGAAAAUCCCAGCAACUGUCUGAGAACUCCCUGGACUCUUUGCACAGGAUGUGGAGUCCCCAAGACAGGAAGUACAACAACCCACCCGUGCAGCUGUCCCUGAAGCCCAGCAGUCAGUCCCUGCGUAGUGGGAACUGGUCCGAGAGAAAGAGCCAUCGGCUGCCACGAUUACCCAAGAGGCAUAGCCAUGACGACAUGCUGCUGCUGGCUCAGCUGAGCCUGCCGUCUUCACCCUCCAGCCUCAAUGAGGACAGCCUCAGCACCACGAGCGAGCUGCUGUCCAGCCGCAGGGCCCGCCGCAUUCCCAAGCUUGUCCAAAGAAUUAACUCCAUAUACAAUGCCAAGAGAGGAAAGAAGAGGUUAAAAAAGCUGUCUAUGUCCAGCCUGGAGACGGCGUCAUUGCGAGAUGAGAACAGCGAGAGUGAGAGUGACUCGGACGACAGGUUCAAAGCUCACACGCAGCGCCUGGUCCACAUCCAGUCAAUGCUGAAGCGCGCACCCAGCUACCGGACUCUGGAGCUGGAGCUGCUUGAAUGGCAGGAACGGGAGCUCUUCGAGUACUUCGUGGUUGUGUCCCUCAAGAAGAAGCCUUCGCGGAACACCUACCUCCCCGAAGUCUCUUACCAGUUUCCCAAGCUGGACCGACCCACCAAACAGAUGCGGGAGGCAGAGGAAAGACUCAAGGCUAUUCCUCAGUUUUGCUUUCCAGAUGCCAAGGACUGGCUUCCGGUGUCAGAGUACAGUAGCGAGACCUUUUCUUUCAUGCUGACUGGGGAAGAUGGCAGUAGACGCUUUGGCUACUGUAGGCGCUUACUGCCAAGCGGGAAAGGGCCUCGGUUGCCAGAGGUGUACUGUGUCAUCAGCCGCCUUGGAUGCUUCGGCCUGUUUUCCAAGGUCCUAGACGAGGUGGAGCGCCGGCGCGGGACCUCGGCUGCCCUGGUCUAUCCCUUCAUGAGGAGUCUCAUGGAGUCGCCCUUUCCAGCUCCAGGAAAGACCAUCAAAGUGAAGACAUUUCUGCCCGGUGCCGGCAAUGAGGUGCUGGAGCUGCGGCGGCCCAUGGACUCCCGCCUGGAGCACGUGGACUUUGAGUGCCUCUUCACCUGCCUCAGUGUGCGCCAGCUCAUCCGAAUCUUUGCCUCGCUGCUGCUGGAGCGCAGGGUCAUUUUUGUGGCAGAUAAGCUCAGCACCCUGUCCAGCUGCGCCCAUGCGGUGGUAGCCUUGCUCUACCCCUUCUCCUGGCAGCACACCUUCAUCCCCGUCCUCCCAGCCUCCAUGAUUGACAUCGUCUGCUGCCCCACCCCCUUCCUGGUUGGCUUGCUCUCCAGCUCCCUCCCCAAGCUGAAGGAGCUCCCUGUGGAGGAGGCACUGAUGGUGAAUCUGGGAUCAGACCGAUUCAUCCGACAGAUGGAUGAUGAGGACACGUUGUUACCAAGGAAGCUACAAGCGGCUCUGGAGCAGGCUCUGGAGAGGAAGAAUGAACUGAUCUCCCAGGAUUCGGACAGUGACUCAGAUGACGAAUGUAAUACCCUCAAUGGACUGGUGUCGGAGGUGUUUAUCCGGUUCUUUGUGGAGACUGUGGGACACUACUCCCUCUUUCUGACCCAGAGUGACAAGGGGGAGAGGGCUUUUCAACGAGAGGCCUUCCGCAAGUCUGUGGCUUCUAAAAGCAUCCGCCGUUUUCUUGAGGUUUUUAUGGAGUCUCAGAUGUUUGCUGGCUUCAUCCAAGACAGGGAGCUAAGAAAAUGUCGGGCAAAGGGCCUCUUUGAGCAGCGAGUGGAGCAGUAUCUGGAGGAGCUUCCUGACACUGAGCAGAGUGGAAUGAAUAAAUUCCUCCGUGGUUUGGGCAACAAAAUGAAGUUCCUCCACAAGAAGAAUUAAACACUUCUCCCAGUAGCAAGAGCGCCGUGCCUUACAGAGCCUGGAGCCUGGGGAGAAGGCCCAGCCUGGGCCUCUGGGCUGCUGUGGCCACUCUGCUCCCACAGACCCCACCUCCAAGCCAGCCCACCUCCGCCUUCACCGCAUCCCAGGAUACUGUUUGUAAAUAAUCUGCUGUAAGCUUUCUUGACUGCUUUGUAACAAGCAAAGGGAAGCUGGUAAAUAUUUGUAUAUUCACAAGGGCCAGGUGCUGUCCUGCCUUGCCCGAGCAUGGAUGGAGUCUGGCUGGGUGCUGGUGACUGGCCGUUUAUGUGCAGCUGACUGUCUCAGCCGAACCACUGACCUUUCUGGAGGCUUCUGGCCUGCCUGCCUAAGGCCCCUGCUGCUGGUCUUGGGCCCUGGAGAGCAGAUGCUGUCUUGUGAUGUACAAGAGGACUAUUUUUUUAAGAGUUUCUAUUUUUUUUUCUAGUAGCCCCCUCUCUUCUAGCCUCUGUUUUUGAAAGGCAAAGGCCACUUUGUCCACAUUUUCAAUGUGGAACCAGGCUCUUGGGCCUGGUUCUCUUGUUCUGUCACCCUCCGAGAUGGUCAGCGAUCACGGGAAGCCCACCCCCAGCUCGGCCUGCGCUCCUGGGCCCACGCUCCCAGCCAGCGGCGGCCAUGAUGCGGUACAGGGCAUCCCCCCCCCCACCGUCUACAGGUGUUCUCAAUAAACAGUGUGCAGUCAUUUGAGCCCAAGA
Molecule: messenger RNA, 4326 nt
Organism: Jaculus jaculus (lesser Egyptian jerboa)
Lineage: Eukaryota; Metazoa; Chordata; Mammalia; Rodentia; Dipodidae
Gene: Dennd2b
Product: DENN domain containing 2B
Exons: 21
Coding region: 191-3592 (1133 amino acids)
Biological process (GO): positive regulation of ERK1 and ERK2 cascade
Source: RefSeq, a predicted model, not a curated record